Neopsephotus bourkii (Bourke's parrot) is the source of this 2499-nucleotide messenger RNA. It is a transcript of the gene HNRNPUL2, whose product is annotated as heterogeneous nuclear ribonucleoprotein U like 2. The record is from RefSeq and is a predicted model, not a curated record. Lineage: Eukaryota; Metazoa; Chordata; Aves; Psittaciformes; Psittacidae. Gene Ontology annotation, molecular function: protein binding. Bases 115 to 2433 code for a protein of 772 amino acids. Gene Ontology annotation, cellular component: membrane. The transcript has 14 exons.
UCGCCGCUGCCGCCGCCAAAGGCCUCGUCGUCGCCGCCGCCUCAGCGCGCCCUCGCUUCCGCUUCCCCUCCUUCCCUUCCCCCCCCCCCACCCCUUUCCCUCCCCGCCGUCGCCAUGGACGUGAAGCGGCUGAAGGUGACCGAGCUCCGGGCCGAGCUGGGCCGGCGCGGCCUGGAUUCCCGCGGCCUGAAGGUGGAGCUGGCGCAGCGGCUGCAGGAGGCCCUGGACGCAGAGAUGUUGGCGGCGGGGCCCGAGGAAGGAGGCCCCGCCGGGCCUGGGGCCUGCGCCGGGGAAGCGGGACCGGCCGGAGGCCCCCCCGCGCAUCACCACGGCGGGGGGGGCGAUGAGGAGGAGGAAGAGGAGGAGGAGGAGGAGGAAGAGGAAGAAGAAGAGGAGGAAGAAGAGGAGGACGAGGAAGCGCUCUUGGCUGACGAAGAGGAGGCGGCCGUGGCCACGGCGGGAGCAGCAGCGGCGGCCCCCUGCGAGGUGGAGGCGGCCGAGCCCGGCCCCCAGGAGGAGGAGGAGGAGGCGGCAGAGGUGGAGGAAGCGGCGGUGGAGGAGCAGCAGCAGCCGCCGCCGCCGCAGCAGCAGCCGCAGGAGCAAGCGGCGGCCGAAGUGAAGCCGGAGCCCGAAGGGCCCGAAGGCAGCGGCGUGAACGGAGCCGAGAGGCCGCAGGAGGAAGGGCCCAGCGGGGACGAGGCCGCCGCCGCCGAGGUCAAGGAGGAAGGAGCCCAGGCCGGCGACGAGGACGACAAAUCCAAACCCGCCGGCUCCGACGGGGAGAGGCGCGGGGUCAAGCGCCAGCGGGAUGAGAAGGACGAGCACGGCCGCGCCUACUACGAGUUCCGUGAGGAAGCCUACAACAGCCGAUCCAAGUCUCCGCCGCCGCCAGAAGAGGAGCCGAGAGAAGGGGAGGACGAUGAGAGCGUCGUCAUCUUGGACACGUACACCUCGGAUCUGCACUUCAAAGCCAGCAAGGAUCGUUACGGGGGUCAGCCGCUCUUCUUUGAGAAGUUCCCAGCUCUCUGGUCCGGCGCCCGCAGCACCCACGGCGUCACCAAGGGGAAAAUCUGCUUUGAGGCGAAGGUGACACAGUAUCUGCCAGUGAAGGAGGGCAGCACCGAGGUGCCGCUGUUCCGCGUGGGAUGGUCGGUGGAUUUCUCCCACUCGCAGCUAGGGGAGGAUGAGUUCUCCUAUGGCUUCGAUGGGCGAGGGCUGAAGGUGGAGAAUGGGAAGUUCGAGGAAUUCGGGCAGAGCUUUGGAGAGGGAGAUGUCAUCGGCUGCUUCGCUAACUUCGAGGGCGAGGAGCUGGUGGAACUUUCCUUCUCCAAGAACGGGGAGGAGCUGGGACCGGCAUUCCAGGUCGGGAAGGAGGCGCUGGGGGAGCGGGCGCUGCUGCCCCACGUGCUCUGCAAGAACUGCGCCGUGGAGCUCAACUUUGGGCAGAAGGAAGAGCCCUUCUUCCCCAUCCCGGAGGGUUUCGUCUUCAUCCACGCCGUGCCCGCCGAGGAGCGCGUCCGCACCCCGCUGCCCCCCAAGACCACAGAGGAGUGCGAGGUGCUGCUCAUGGUGGGGCUGCCGGGCUCUGGGAAAACCCAAUGGGCACAGAAACAAACCCAGGAGAGCCGGGAGAAGCGCUACAACAUUUUGGGAACAGAGACUGUUCUGCACCAGAUGCAGACGCGGGGCCCGGCAGUGGAGGAGCUGGAUGCCAAGAGCAGAGACCAGUUAACCCAGCAAGCAGCUCAGUGCCUUAGCAAGCUGGUGCAGAUCGCGCCCCGCGCCAAGCGGAACUUCAUCCUCGACCAGUGCAACGUCUACAACUCGGGGCAGAGGCGGAAGCUCUUGGCCUUCAAGGGCUUCUCCCGGAAGGUCGUGGUCGUUGUCCCCAAUGAGGAGGACUGGAAGAAGAGGCUGGAAUUGCGGAAGGAGGCGGAAGGGGAGGACGUUCCCGAGUCGGUGAUGCUGGAAAUGAAAGCCAACUAUUCCCUGCCGGAGAAGAGCGAUUACCUGGACGAGGUGCUCUUUGCGGAGCUGCCCAAGGAGGAGGCGCAGCCGCUGGUCACCAAGUACAAGGAAGAGGCCCGGAAGCUGCUCCCGCCCUCGGAGAAGCGCCAGAACCGCCGCAACAACCGCAACAAGCGCAACCGCCAGAACCGCAACCGCGGGCAGGGAUACGUCGGUGGCCAGCGCCGUGGCUACGACAACCGGGUCUAUGGGCAGCAGCAGUACUGGGGACAGCCUGGAAACCGAGGGGGUUACCGCAACUUCUACGACCGAUACCGCGGCGACUACGACCGCUUCUACGGCCGCGACUACGACUACAACAGAUACCGGGACUAUUACCGGCAGUACAACCGGGAGUGGCAGAAUUACUACCAGGAUAGAGACCGAUACUACAGGAACUACUACGGCUACCAAGGGUACCGGUGAAACCGUCCGUUCCCAAACGGCCCCCGACGGAUAAUGGGGAUGGGAGGGGGUUGGGAAUGGGGUUGG